GUUACGAUUUCGAAAACGAACCGACGUCCCGCCGCCGGCAUUUACCGAUAGUUUCGAUUUAACUUCGCCUUUAUCUCGCGUUUCGAUUACUUGUGUGAUUGUGAUAUCGUUGACUAAUUGUGAUUUGUGCAUUGGAUUUCUUUUUACAUUUGCUGCAGUUAAUUUACGCAGCGACGGUAGCUUCUCCGACCAGUGAUGACCAACACCUAGCGCUAUGGGGGUGGCCGACGAUUUUGCCCCGAGCUUCACGCAGAAGCCGCAGUUGAGGCAAGAGGACGAUGGCAAUAAGCUGGUCUUCGAGUGCCAGCUGCUCGCCGCGCCGAAGCCGGAGAUUAGCUGGUAUCGCAGCGAUGAACUGCUCCAAGAAGAUAAUAGGACGCAAUUUAAGAUCCAGAGCCUCGCGAACAACAAAUACCUCGUGGUGCUCGAACUGGAUGAUGUAAUAGAAACCGACGCUGGACUCUACAAGGUUAAGGCUAAGAACAAGAUGGGCGAGGUGGCCGCUUCCAUCAAUCUUAACUUUAGCCCUGCAGACGAAGAAAAACAGAAACAAGUAGAUGGUAGAGCGCCGACGUUCGCGCGCAAGCCAGCUAUCAGACAGGAGGACGACGGGAAACGACUGAUCUUCGAGUGUCGCAUAGAAGCAGAGCCUGUGCCCAACGUCAGUUGGUCCCACAGUGGGGUGGAGGUCAAACCUAGCCCUAGACAUAAGUUAACGGUAAACAAAGACGGCAAAUCAUACUAUGCGUCUUUGGAGAUCAACAACGUUACAGUAGAAGAUGCUGGAAAAUACAGAGUCACUGCUAAAAACGAACUAGGAGAGAGUAACGCUACGAUCAGUUUGAACUUUGACAGCGACGAAGCGCCCGUACCAGAAGAUUAUAUUAAACCAACUUUUACGGAGAGACCAAUCAUCAGACAAUCAGAAGAUGGUACAAAAAUAACGUUCGAAUGUAGAUGUGUUGGCAAACCGAAACCAACCAUUACAUGGUAUCACGGUAAAAAAUUAGUAAAAGAGAGCAGUCGAUACAAAAUAACACUUGAAGAGGAUCAGACAUUAUACCAUAUCGCGCGACUCGAAAUUAUAGGCGUAGAAAAUGCAGACAAAGGCGAAUAUAGGGCGGUAGCCAAAAACAAACACGGAGAAGGCGUAGCAAAAAUAAAUCUUAACUUCCAAAGCGGGGAUAAACCUAAAAUCCCCGACGGAAAGGCACCUAGGUUUCCUAAAAAACCUACAAUCAGACAAGAGGGUGACAUCUUAAUAAUGGAGUGCAUAUUAGAAGCACAUCCAGUGCCCGACAUUGCCUGGUUUCACGGAGACAAAGAAAUUAGAGACGGUGUUAAAAUGAAAAUGUCUAGGAAGGCAAUUGGAAAAGAUACAUAUAACUUAACGUUAGAAAUUUUAAGUCCAACCAAAGAAGAUGGUGGAAACUAUAGGUGUAACGCCUUUAACUUGUUUGGUGAGAGCAAUGCAAAUAUUGCUCUCAAUUUCCAAGGUGGGGAUGACGAAAACGGUUUCGCACCCUCGUUCGUGGAGAAACCCCGAAUCAUUCCCAACGAAGAUGGCACGCUCAUCACAAUGCGUUGUGUCUGCAAAGCUAAGCCGGCGGCUGAAGUCACGUGGUACCGGGGCACGACCGUCAUUAAAGCUAGUAGUAAAAUUCAACUCAAAUCAACUGUCAUAAGCGAAGACGUUUAUGAACUGAUGUUGCUUUUAUCGAACCCAACAGCAGCGGACGGUGGCGCUUACCGCUGUUAUGUGCAAAACGAGUUCGGAGAAAGCAACGCUAACCUUAACUUAAAUAUUGAGGCUGAGCCAGAACCUGAAGGUGAAGGCCCAACAUUUGUUGAAAAACCUACAAUCCAAUCGAAGGAAAACGGUAAAUUAGUUAUCAUGGGUUGUAAGGUUAAAGCUAGCCCAAAGCCGACGAUCGUGUGGUACCACGAGGGUAAAGAAAUCAGGGACUCAUCUAAGAUCAAAACUAGGGUCGAAGUGAAGGAAGAUAUAUACACAAUUGUAUUAGAACUCCUCGACCCUGGUAUUGAAGACUCCGGAUUGUAUAAAUGCAAUAUUAAAAAUGAACUUGGGGAGCUCAAUGCGAAUCUAACGCUCAAUAUAGAAAUCAUUCCAGUUAUUAAAGAGAAACCAAAGAUCAUUAAAAUAGUUAAAAAGAAGACUGUGAUUGUUGAAUGUAAAGUAUUAAGUAAAUUUGCUCCUUCAUGUACAUGGUUUAAAGAAGCUAGCGCUGUUAAGGAAGAUUCAAGGCAUACUGUGCUUAUAGAGCCAUUGAGAGAGGGUGAGUUUACGGUAAAAUUAGAAAUUUCAAAUGUGAACCAGCAAGAUAAGGGUUCAUAUAAACUCGUUGCCAAGAACGAGAAGGGUGAAGCAACAUCACAACAAGUAGAGAUUACUGACAUUCCUGAGGAAAAGGGUGACAAACCAGUGAUCCUCAAACACCUCAGAAGCUUGGCCAGAAAAGAAAAUGAGGAGGCAGAAUUUAUUGCUGUCCUCAAAACUUCUGAUCAGUCAUGUAGAUGCACAUGGUACAAAAACACGACGGUAGUUAGAGAUUCCUCUGAAAUUAACACCUCAUUUGAUGGUACAAACGCCCGACUCAUUAUAAGAAAAGUGACAUCUAAGUAUGUUGCAAACUAUAGAGUUGUUAUUCGAAAUGAGUUCGGAGAAGAUGAAUCAAGCGCGGACCUUACUCUUGUAGAAGAAAAGAAAAAGAAAAAAGAAGAGGAAGAAGAGGAAACAACUGUUAUCGAGGAAUCUGAAGAGGAAAUGUCGAUUGUGGAAGAAAAAUCAAUCAUAGAAGAAAACCACGUUGAAGAAAGAAAAGAAGUAAAACAAGAACAAGAAGAAGAGACUGUAAUUGAACAAAAGAAAUCAGCAGCCAAGAAAGUAUCAAAGAAAGAAGAAGUUAAAGUUGAAUCAAAACAAGAUGAAGUCACCGUUGAAGCAAAGAAAACAGAAUCAAAGGUUGAAGCGAAGAAGGUUGAAUCUAAAAUUCAAGAAUCUAAGAAAGCAGAAGUAGAAGAACAAGAAACCAAAAAGGUUCUUGAAAAGAAAACUGCUAAAACUGAGGAAGAGAAGAAGGCUCUUCUCGAAAAACUUGAAAGCAAGAAAAAGCCAGAACCAGAACCAGAAAAACAAAUUGAAGGUUUACCUAAAUUAAAACCAGUCAAGCCAAAGGAGGAACCAAAACCAACAGAAGAAAAGGAAACUACUAAGAAGACGGAAGAGAAAAAGAAAGUGAUCAAAAAGAAGGUCGUCGCUAAAAAAGAGAAAAAAGAGGACGACGAGUUUGACUUUGUCGACGAUUACGAGCGUCCAGUAUUGGAAAAAUACGAAAGAAUUACACCAACGCCCCUUGAAAAAAAACCCAAAGUGGAUGACACACCAAAGACUAAACGUGCUUCAAUUUCCGAGAACGUUAAAAGUAAACCUCAAGAAACUGAAGAAGAAACUGCAACGCCAAAAGAAACUCCGGAGAAAAAAUCUAAAGUGGAAACUAAAGAUGAGGUGGUAGAAGAAACUCGUAGGAGUAGUAUUAAAAAGGGUAUUCCUAAACCGGAGGAGCCAGUUGAUGAAAUAUCGAAGGUAAAAUUGUCGAAAGCUCCAAUAAAACCAACAGAAGAGCAACCUGAGGAACCACAAGUUGCUCAGUCUAAAAAACUCGUUAAAAAGCCUGAGGAACAAAAAGAGUUUGUUGAUGAUUAUGAACGUCCAGACCUUGAAAAAUAUGACAAAGUAUCUCCAACGCCUUUAGACAAAACUAAAAAGCAAAAUGGGGUUACAGAGGAAUCAUCAGAUUUUACUGAUGAUUAUGAGAGAACCGAACUCGAAAAAUAUGAAAAAAUUACACCUACACCUAAAGAUAAACGUCGUCCUAGUGAGACUCAGGAUGAAACUGAUAUAAUGAAAGGCAAAAUAAAGCCUAAACCAAGGGAAGCAGAACCUGAAAUGCCUACCCUUCGCAAACGUUCUGUAGCUAAAGAAAAGGAGGAGGAUAAAAAACCUGACGAGAAACCAAAAACCAAAACACCCAAAAAAGAUGAAACUAAAACCAAGAAACGUCCUUCUCUUAAGGAGAAAGAGGUUGAAGAAGAGGAGUUCAUUGAUGAUUAUGAGAGACCAGUUCUCGAGAAAUACGAAAGAAUAACACCCACACCAAUUGAGAAAAAGAAGAAGGAUGAUAAGGUCCCUGAAGAUGUGACUUCUUCAUCAACAAAAAGGCGUACGUCUGUACAAGACAGAGACAAACCUGAGCCAAUGGAAACUGACGAAAAUACAGAUAUUAUCGAUAGAGGUGUUAAACCGAAAUCAGUGCUUAAGCCUGAUGACGAGUCCACAACACGUAAACAACAAUCAAAGCCAGAACCUAUGGAUGAGGAUGAAACAAUAGAAGAAUAUUCAAAAACAGACUCCACUAAAAGUGAUAAACCUAAAUCAAAUGAAUAUGUUCCUCGUACUGAUGCAGAGCGACCAGCUGAAAAUGGCAAAGAUCAUAAAGAACCUGAAAGAGAUUACGAUGAAAAACCUAAAUUGUCUACCGAAAAAUCUAAAUUGCCUACCGAAAAACCUAAAUUGCCUACCGAUAAACGUCGUCCCAGUGACGUCCAGGAUGACGUUGUUUCUGACAAAGCAAAACCAAAAGACACUGAAGAAGAAUCAGUCAAGCCAACACUACGUAAAAAAUCGUUAAAAGAUAAGGUGGAAGAUACUAAACCUGAUGACAACGAAUCCGUUAAGACGGUUAAAAAAGUAAAAACUGUCACAAAGAAACGCCCCUCACUUAAAGAUAAAGAGGUUGAAGAGGAAGAAUUUAUCGAUGAUUAUGAGAGACCAGUGCUCGAGAAAUAUGAAAAGAUUACACCUACACCACUCGAGAAAAAGAAGAAGGAGGAAAAACUGCCUGAAGAUGUUUCUUCUACAACGGUCCAAAGGCGUCGCUCUGUUAAAGACAAAGAUAAGCCUGAGCCAAUGGAUGUUGACGAGAGUGUCAGUUUAUCUAAGCCGAAAAAGGCUGUGCCAGAGCCAGAAGACGUUUCACUUACACACACAACACCCGCGGAGACUAAACUUACGAUGGAUGAGGCUGAAGCUAAACUCAAGGUUAAAAAACCUGAGAUUGUUGAGGAGAAAACAAUUAAACGGCCUAAGGAGAAAGACCAAAAGGGAGAGGAUACAGAAGAAUCCGUCAGCCUCACCAAGCCCAAAAUUAAGACAAGCACAACCGCUCCUGAAGAUGCCACACUUACUCAAAAGACACCAGCUAAGAAAAAGCCAACGGAGGGUAGCGAGGCUGCUCAACUUAAGGUCAAAAAACCAGCCGUUGCCAAGAAGGGUGGUGACGAUGAGUACGAACUGGACUUCGUUGAUGAUUACGAGAGACCAGUGCUGGAGAAAUAUGAAAAGAUAUCGCCAACUCCCACAGUUCGGGAGAAGAAAGAAAAGGAAGUUACACAGGCGGUCACAAUGGUUGCUCACGCAGAGCAGCACCUAGCUGUCCAGACUGAAAGCAGACGUACGUCAGUGGCGUCAGUACAAAAUGAAGUACACGAAACGAAGACUGAGAGCAGAAGAAGCUCAAUUAUAGAAAACAAAGCUGUUAAGCUUACAAAGGAAUCUGCUGAGAGUAGAAAAUCUUCAAUUUCAUCGAUAUCUGAACAACAACAGGUGUCGAGCUUCAGAAAAGGAUCUCUUAAGGCUGGUGUGAAAGAGGCUGAAGUUAAUGAAUUAGAGAAAGUUAAAUUAAAGAAAGUGGCAGCCAAAGAAGAAAAGGUCGAAGAAGAAGUGAAAAAGGCAAAGGUAACUUCAGUUAAGAAGAAGGCUGAAGAUUUGCCCGAAAUCGCAGAUUAUGAUCGCCCUGAUCUUGAAAAAUAUGAAAAGAUUUCACCCACACCAACAACAAGGGAAAAGCCUGAAAAAGAACCGCCGGCCGAAAAGCCGAAAGUACCUGAAAUCAAAGCACCCGAGGAAACUCCAGCUGCACCCAAAAUUGAAGUCAGUAGGGAAAAAUCUCCAAAACCAGAAACGCCAAGAAAACCUUCCUUGUCACCUGCUCCUCCCGCUAGACGGGGUUCUCUCAUCCCUCCACCGGAGGAGAUGGGUAGACGCCCUUCGCUUAUAAUCAGCGACGAGGAGAAUAGAAAACUAAGACCCGGUGAAGUGAUCGAAGAGAAGAAGCGAAGGAAAUCUGGCGAUGCGAGACGGCCGUCGAUCCAGGAUUUGGAGGACUUGAUCAACAAGCCUUCCGUACCUUUGAAACCACUUGGUAAUGAUGGUCCACCGUCCAUUGUUGACGUACAAGAAAACUACACUGCCGUUGAAGAUCAAACUGGAUACAUCACGGUACAAGUGGAAGGCAACCCAGCGCCAACGUUCAAAUUCUACAAGGGAGUUACAGAGAUCAUUGAAGGUGGUCGCUUCAAAUUCAUCACUGAUGGCGAAACUGGUCUCAUUACGCUGUGCAUGCGCAAAGUUAAGCCCAAUGAUGAGGGAAUGUACAAAGUCGUCAUCAGCAACAUACAUGGCGAGGACUCGGCGGAAACACAGCUUUAUGUGUCCGAUGCCAGUGGUAUGGACUUCCGUGCCAUGUUAAAGAAGCGAAAGUACAAAAAAUGGGGAGAACCAAAAGAAGACCCCAACUGGGGUGACUUGAAAGAAGUUGAGAAACCUCUGCCCGCAUUAAAGAAGGUUGAGAAGAAACAAGAGUCUUUCUUGAAGCCUCUCGUAGAUCAAAAUGCAAAGGAAGGCAAGGAUAAAAAGGUGACAUUCGAAGCAAUCUUCUCGAAGCCCAAUGCUAAGCCGAAAUGGUUCUUCCGUAAGGAUGAGCUAUUCCCGGGUUCGAAAUACAAAAUGACGAACGAACAAGAUUCGUACAAGUUGAUCAUCUUCAACCCGAAGGUGGAAGACACCGGCAAAAUAACAAUCGAAAUUGGCGGCGUAUCUUGCACAGCUUUCCUACAAGUUGAAGAACCUGAUCCAACUUAUAACUUCACCAAACACCUUAAGAAAACACUCACUGGAUUCACGAAACACGAGGUGGUCCUAGAGUGUGCUGUGUCCAACAGCCUUGCCAUAGUUUCCUGGUGGAGAGGUGAAGAGAAGAUCGAAGACAAUGACGAUAUCUCGAUAUCGAAGGAUUUGUCUGGUGUAUGUAGGCUUACCAUCAAGAAAGCGAAAAUGGAAGAUGCUGCUAAAUACUCCUGUAGAAUUGAGAAACAGACUGAUAGAACUGAGUGUGAUCUGAAGAUUGUAGAAUACCAAUACAAGUUCACAAAGGUCCUCAAAUCGCAACAGGCCGUUGAAAAGGACACAAUUACUCUACUUUGUGAACUGGACGAUGCUGCUGGGGACGUUAAAUGGUACAAGAACGACCAACCGCUGAAGGCAGACAAACGUAUUUCAAUUGUGAAGGAAGGUCGCAAACGCAAGGUCGUGAUCAAGGACGCCAAAGUGACGGACGCUGGCAACUUCAAGUGUUGCAGCAACGCCGAUGAAACGACUUGCGAGCUUAUCGUCAAUUACUCUAAUCGCUUCAACAAGAAGUUGAAGGAUACUGAAGCAAUUGAAAGGGAGAAGGUUGUAUUGGAAGUGGAACUGCAGGACCAGACCGCGGAGGCCGUCUGGUCUUUCAAUGGUGUACCGAUUGUUCCUAAUGACAGGAUUGAGAUCAAAAAUCUGGGUGGUGGUAAACACCAGCUGAUCUUUAACAAGUUAGAAAUGGAGGACGAUGGUGAAAUUCUCUGCGAAUCAGGAAAACUUACCUCCUCUUGCAAGCUCACUGUGAAGAAGGGAGAAUCAAAACCAAUUAUCGAGUGUCCGGACGAAUUCCACGGCACGGCGGGUAAUCCCUUCGUCAUCGAGGUUCCAUAUAAAAUUUCUGGUACCCGUCAAACGCAAAUUGAAGCCAAACUUAUCAAGGAUGGCAAGAUACUACCCAACAAAGAAAUCGAAGCCGUGGUUGAGCAAGAAAAGGUCUUGUUCAAGAUCAAGAAGCCGGUCAGAGAAGCUUCUGGAAAAUACCAGAUCAGACUGUCAAACGCUCAGGGUGAAGACAGCAAGGAUGUAUCGAUCAUCAUGCAGAGCGCACCAACAGCGCCACAGAACGUGGAAGUGAGCGAGAUCUUCCAAACAUCUUGCGUUGUUACAUGGAAAGCACCUCAAGAUGACGGUGGUUCUCCAAUCAUCAAAUAUGUUAUUGAAAGACAGGAUCUAUCACUCAAAGCAGCGUGGGACCAAGUGGCCGAUGUGGCACAAGGUGAACCGACCAAGUACAAGGUCGAGGAUCUCAUUCCGAAGAAAACAUAUAAGUUCAGAAUCCGCGCCGUCAACAAGAUUGGAGCCAGUGAGCCUGGUAUCUUUGCCAAACCUGUAUUGGCUAAAGAUCCUUGGGAUGAGCCAUCGAAACCAAAGAGCGUCGAGCUCACUGACUGGGACAAAGAUCACGCGGAUCUUAAAUGGGAGAGGCCUGAUAACGACGGUGGAGCUCCCAUUACCGGCUAUCAAAUAGAAUACAAGGAGAAAUUCGGCAAAGACUGGGUCAAGGGUGUGGAAGUAUCUGGAGAUGUUCUGAAGGCAACUCAGGAUGGACUCAAGGAGGGGUGCACGUACGAGUUCAGGGUACGGGCCAUUAACAAGGCUGGCCCCAGUGAGCCUAGCGACAGCACCAAGCCUAUCAUUGCUAAGUGCAGAUUUGUGAAACCAUACAUUAUUGGUGAAGGACUUCAGGGUAUGAUCAUCAAGAAGGGUCAGGUUAUCACCUUCGAUAUUAAAUACGGUGGUGAGCCUGAACCCGAGGUGAAAUGGAUGAAGGGUGAAGAGAAACGCGGAAAGGCGUACACGGAGAAGGAGAUCCACGACGACGGUGACCGUAUCACCAUAGACAAGUACGAGAGGAACACUGUGCUGACGGUCAGGAAGACUACCAGACCGGACAGCGGGAAGUACAAGCUGGUUCUGACUAACUCGUCUGGUACCUGUGAGAGUCUGGCUGAUGUCGUGGUGCUUGACAAACCUAACCGUCCCAACGGACCUAUCGAAGUCACAGAGAUUCGCGCCGAAAAGGCUACUGUGAAAUGGCAGAAGCCAGACGAUUGGCAAGGAUCCGACAUUACUGGAUAUACUCUCGAGAAACUCGAUAUGGACACCGGCAAUUGGAUACCGUGUGGUGAGACCGGUGCUGAACCCACUGAGUUCACAGUGAAGGGUCUUACACCAAACCACAAGUACAAGUUCAGGGUCCGCGCUGUCAACAAGGAGGGCGAGUCUGAACCAUUGGAGACUGAUGGAUUCAUCGUUGCGAAGAAUCCUUAUGAUCCUCCAAAAGCCCCAAGCAAGCCUACCAUCAUCGAUUAUGACAAUAUGUCGGUUACAUUGCAAUGGGAGCCACCGACAGAUAACGGUGGACGCCCCAUCCUCGGCUAUGUUAUUGAAAUGAAAGACAAAUUUUCACCUGAUUGGAUUGAGGUGAGAAAAACAACAGACACCAAAACCGAGGCGAAGGUGGAAGGUCUGAAAGAGAAGAUGAUAUACCAAUUCAGAGUGAGAGCCUACAACAAGGCUGGUGUUGGUGAUGCUUCUGAACCCACCGACAACCACCUCUGCAAGCACAGAAACUUGAAACCACGCAUCGAGCGCAGCACAUUCAAAUCAGUGAUCAUCAAAGCAGGCCGCACUCACAAGUGGUCUGUCGACGUCAUCGGUGAACCACCACCAGAGAUGACAUGGUCAUGGCGCGAAAACAUCAAACUGGUGAACACCGAGCGCAUCAAGAUCGAGAACCAGGAGUAUCACACGGACUUCACCAUAGUGAACGCGGUGAGACGCGACACCGGGAAGUACACGCUGCGUGUGGAAAAUUGCAACGGCUUCGACGAAGAGACGGUUGAGCUGACCGUGCUCAGCAAGCCUAGCUCGCCCAAAGGUCCGUUGGAAGUGACGGACGUCCACGCGGAGGGCUGCAAGGUCAGGUGGGAGAAGCCGGAAGACGACGGUGGUUCACCGGUCAAGGAGUAUGAGGUCGAGAAAAUGGAUCUCGCCACCGGCAAAUGGGUGCGCGUGGGCAGGGUCGCCGGAGACAAGAAGCCCCUGGAGAUGGAUAUCACCGGCCUGGAGCCAGGACACCAGUAUAAGUUCCGUGUCACAGCCGUCAACGACGAGGGUGACUCUGAACCUCUGGAGACGGAGAAGGCCACCCUGGCUAAGAAUCCUUUCGAUGUCGCGGACAAGCCCGGAAACGUAACAGUGGCUGAUCACGACAACCAGAGCGCCGAGAUCAAGUGGGAGCCGCCCAAGAGCGACGGCGGAGCGCCCAUACAGAAGUACAUCAUACAGAAGAGGCCCAAGGGCGGAGACUGGGAAAAUGCUGCUGAGGUCCCCGGAUCGGCGACCAGUGGCAAAGUGGAGGGCCUGCCGGAGGGCGGCGAGUUCGAGUUCCGCGUGAUCGCGGUGAACAAGGCCGGACCCUCGGAGGCCUCCGAGCCGACUGAGAUGACCACCAUACGUCACAAGGCCUUGAAACCCCGCAUCGACCGCACUAAUCUGAAGGCGGUGGCGGUGCGCGCGGGCAAGCCGAUCUUCUUCGACGUGAACGUGAGAGGCGAGCCGGCGCCCAAGGUGCAGUGGUUCCGGAAGUGGAAGGACGUCGAGACCGAGGUCACAGAAAACGUGAUAAACGUGGACUACAACACGAAACUCGACAUCAAGGAGUCCGUCCGCGCCAUGACGGGCAUGUACCGUAUCCUGGCGACCAACGAGCACGGCAAGGAUGAGGCUGAGGUCGAGAUCACGGUGCUGUCCUCGCCCAGCAAACCCGGUGGCCCGCUCAAGGUGGCCGACGUCACCAAGAACGGCUGCAAACUGUCCUGGAAGAAGCCAGAGGAUGAUGGAGGCAAACCGGUAACCGGCUACGUGGUGGAGAAACUGAACAAGGCCACCGGCCGCUGGGUGCCCGUCGGCAAGACUGACGACACGGAGAUGGAGAUCAAGGGUCUGCAGGAAGGAGAGGAGUAUGAGUUCAGAGUGAAGGCGGUCAACGAGGAGGGAGAGUCGGAACCGCUGAAGACUGACCACUCGAUUGUUGCUAAGAAUCCUUAUGAUAUCCCCGGCAAACCCUCCGUCCCAACGAUCGAGGAUUGGGACGUGGACCGCGUGGACCUCAAGUGGGAGGCGCCGAAGAACAACGGUGGCGCACCCAUCACCGGCUAUAUUAUCGAAAAGAAGGACAAGUACGGACACUGGCAGGAGGCGCUCGUUACUACGACGCCAGAAUGCAAAGCCCGUGUGCCGGAGCUGAAGGAGGGCAACACUUACCAAUUCCGCGUGAGGGCGGUCAACAAGGCCGGCCCCGGAGAACCUGGCGAGCCUACACAGCCGCACUUGGCUAAGGCUAGAUUCUUGAAGCCACACAUCAACCGCGACAAGAUGGUCGCCAUCCGCGUGCGUGCGGGCACCACCAUCAAACUGGACGUCGACAUCAAGGGUGAACCCCCACCGACCAAGACUUGGACCUUCGCUAAGAAGGUCAUCGAGACCGGUCCAGGUGUGAAGCUGGAGAACGAGGACUACAACACGAAGCUGCAGAUAUUCGAGUCCUCCUGGAAGAACACCGGCAUUUACACGCUCAAAGCGGAAAACGACUCCGGUGUUGAUGAGGCCACUGUUGAGAUUACUGUGCUUGAUAAGCCAGGCAAACCCGAGGGCCCGCUCGAAGUGUCCGACGUACACGCAGAACACGUCAAGUUGUCCUGGAGCAAGCCCAAGCACACCGGUGGCUUGCCCCUCAGUGCGUACAUCGUGGAGAAGAUGGACACCAUCACCGGCAAGUGGUCACCCGCCGGCACCAUCGACCCUGACGUCACCGAGGCUACUGUUACUGGCCUAGAACCGGGUCACACCUACCAGUUCCGAGUCAAGGCGCUGAACGAGGAGGGCGAGUCGGAACCUCUGGAGACAGACCACGGCAUUCUCGCCAAGAACCCAUACGAUGUGCCAGCUCCACCAGGUCUUCCAGACAUUGUGGACUGGGACGAGAAGUCCGUCAAGCUCAAGUGGGAACCCCCCAUCAGGGACAAUGGGGCACCCAUCACCGGGUACAUUAUUGAAGCUAUGGACCGGGACCGCGGAGAGUUUGUUAAGAUGGCGGAGGUCCACGGCAACGUCUGCCAAGGCACAGUGCCCAAGCUGGAGGAGGGCAACCAAUACCAGUUCAGGGUGAGGGCGGUGAACAAGGCUGGACAGUCUGAACCCUCGGAGAAUACCAACUGGCACACUGCUAAACCGAGAUUCUUGAAACCCCGCAUCGACCGCACAAACCUCAACCCGAUCACGGUCAAAGCUGGUCUCCCAGUAUCCCUCGACAUCAAGGUCUUCGGCGAACCGCCGGCCACAGUCACCUGGCACUUCAAUGGCCAGGAGCUGGCCAGCAGGGACAACCUGGAGAUCAUUAACGUGGACUACAACACCAAGUUCCUGAUGACGAAGAGCAAACGCGCCAACAGUGGCAAGUACACCAUCAAGGCGAAGAACGAAGUGGGGGAGGACGAGGCGGAUGUCGAGAUCAUUAUUGUUGGCAAACCAUCGAAGCCCAAGGGUCCAUUGGAGGUGUCUGACGUGACGAAGAACAGCUGCACGCUGACGUGGCAGAAGCCGGAGGACGACGGCGGUUCCCCGAUCGAGUACUAUGAGAUUGAGAAACUCGAUCCUCUUACUGGACAAUGGAUCCCAUGCGGCACGGCCAAGGACUGCAAGGCGAACGUGGCCGGUCUGCAAGAGGGCAAACCUUACAAGUUCCGCGUGAAGGCGGUCAACAAGGAGGGAGAGUCGGAGGAACUGGAGACGGAGAAGACUAUUAUCGCUAAGAAUCCAUUCGAUGAACCUGGAAAGCCCGGAAGACCAGAGCCCCGAAACUGGGAUAAGGACUUCGUGGACCUCGAGUGGUCGCCGCCCAAGGACGAUGGCGGAGCGCCCAUCACUGGCUAUAUCAUACAGAAGAGGGAGAAGGGUGGCAGAACGUGGUCGGACUGCCUGCGCACGUCGGGCGAGCGCCCCACGGGCCGCGUGACGGACGUGGAGGAGGGCCACGAGUACCAGUUCCGCGUCAUCGCGGUCAACAAGGCUGGCCCUGGAGAGCCUUCAGAGCCCAGCAAGUCGGUGAUCGCCAAGCCUAGAUUCUUGGCACCGCACAUCGACCGCAAGAACCUGCAGAAACGUAAAGUGAAAGUGGGACAGACCCUUAAAUUCGAAGCGGACGUGAAAGGAGAGCCAGAACCAACUAUCACAUGGGCUCGCAACGACCAGGUCCUGAAGGCUGACGAGCGCCUCAAGAUCGAGAACCAGGACUACCACACCACAUUCAUAUUACAGAAGCUCACCAGAGCUGAUGGUGGAAAGUAUGUGGUUACAGCGAAGAAUGAUUCCGGCGUGGACAGCGUGGAGAUUGAAGUAACGGUGGUCAGCAAGCCGGCUAAACCGAAGGGACCUUUGAAGGUGUCCGAUGUGAAAGCAGAUGGCUGCAAGCUGAAAUGGGAAGCCCCAGAGGACGAUGGUGGCGAACCGAUCGAGAGCUACGUGGUCGAGCGUAUGGACACGGAAACCGGAAGGUGGGUGCCGGUGUGCACCACCAAGGUGCCGGAAGCCGACGUCACCGGCCUCAACGAGGGCAAGGACUACAUGUUCCGAGUGAAGGCGGUCAACCCGGAGGGUGAAAGUGAACCCCUGGUCACGGAGACCGCUACGACCGCCAAGAACCCGUAUGGGGAACCCGACGCGCCGGGCAAGCCCGACAUAAAGGACUGGAGCGCGACCCACGCGGACCUCAAGUGGGAGAAGCCGGCCAACGAUGGCGGCGCACCCAUCACCGGGUACAUCAUCGAGAAGAAGGACCGCGAUACCGGCAAGUGGGUGAAGGCUGUUGAGGUACCCGGCAACAAAACAGACGCUCGUGUACCGGAUCUAAUCGAAGGCAAGACAUACCAGUUCCGUGUGAAGGCGAUCAACAAGGCUGGCCCCGGGAAGGCUUCCGCGCCCACGGAUAGCUUGCUUGCUAAGGAUAGAUUUGCUCCACCGAAAAUCGAUCGCACAAACAUGCGCGACUUGACUCUCAAAGCGGGACAGAACAUCAGGCUCGACGUGAAGGUCAGCGGUGAACCGCCACCGACCAAGACCUGGUUCCACAACAAAGAGCGUCUCUCCACCCGAGAAGACCUCACAGUAGACGUAGAAGACUACAGAACUAAAUUGUCCGUGGUGGUCGCGUCCCGCAAGCACAGCGGCACCUAUGUGCUCAAGGCUGAGAACAGCAGUGGCAAGGACGAAGCUACUAUACAAGUGAUUGUCCUGGAUGUGCCAGCUAAACCUGAGGGACCUUUGAAGAUAUCCGACGUGCACAAAGAGGGUUGCACGCUCAAGUGGAACGCACCGCUCGACGACGGUGGUGCACCGAUCGACCACUACCUCGUGGAGAAGCUGGACACAGAGACCGGCAGAUGGCUCCCGGCCAUGAAGACCAAAGAGCCCAAGGCUGAGGUGGAAAACCUGGUGCCUGGACACGAGUACAAGUUCAGGGUGUCUGCGGUGAACAAUGAGGGUGUCUCCGAGCCACUAGAGGGAGAACACUCGAUCAUUGCUAAGAAUCCGUUUGACGAGCCCGGCAAGCCCGGAACACCAGAAGUGGUCGACUGGGACAAGGACCACGUGGACCUCAAGUGGCAGAAGCCGCUCAAGGAUGGCGGCGCUCCCAUCACUGGUUACAUCAUUGAGAAGAGGGAGGUCGGAUCACCCAAGUGGGUGAAGGCCUGUGAGGUGGGUCCCAACGACAACGAGAAAGCGACAGUGAGCAACCUGGACGAAGGCACCGAAUACGAGUUCCGUGUGAGAGCCGUCAAUGAAGCUGGCCCCGGAGAGCCUAGUGACGCUAGCAAGUCUGUCACCUGCAAGCCUAGGAGAUUGGCACCGAAGAUCGACCGGCGCAGCCUGCGCGCGAUCAAGGUGCGCGAGGGCGAGCCGAUAUCGCUGGACGUGAAGGUGUCGGGCGAGCCGCCGCCGGACGUCGCCUGGUCGCUCAACGGCAAGAUGGUCACCAGCGGCAACGGGCUUAAGUUGGUGAACGUGCCCUACAUGAGCAAGUACCAGCACUCGAGCCCGCGCCGGAAGGACUCCGGCACUUACAAGAUACAAGCCACCAACAAGUACGGCCAGGACACCGCCGAAGUCGAGAUCACUGUUGUUGGCAAACCCGACAAACCCGAGGGACCGCUGGAAGUAUCAGAUAUCCACAAAGAGGGCUGCACCCUCAAGUGGAAGAGGCCCAAAGACGACGGUGGCGAGCCCAUCGAGGCCUACCUCGUGGAGAAGUACGACACAGAGACUGGCGCUUGGCUUCCAGUGGGCAAAACCAUUGGAAACGUGCCUGAGAUGGAGGUUGACGGUUUGAUCCCCGGCCACGAAUACAAGUUCCGCGUGAAGGCGGUCAACAAGGAGGGAGAGUCGGAGCCCCUCGAGACCUUUGGACCCAUCGUCGCUAAGGAUCCAUUCACCGUGCCAGAAGCCCCGUCGACCCCAGUGCCGGACGACUGGUCGGCCAACCACGUGGACCUCAAGUGGGAGGCGCCAGUAUCGGACGGAGGGUCGCCAGUUAUUGGUUACAUCAUCGAGAUGAAGGACAAGUACAGCCCGCUGUGGGAGAAGGCGGUGGAAACCCACACGCCCACGCCCAGCGCUACGGUUAACGGGCUGAUCGAAGGCAACGAGUACCAGUUCCGUGUGAUCGCCGUCAACAAGGCCGGUCAGAGUAAACCCUCUGACGCGAGCAAGACCUUCGUGGCCAAGCCUCGGUUCCUCGCGCCCAAGAUCGACAGGCGCUACCUGCGUGACGUCACGCUGUCCGCUGGAUCUACCUUGAAGCUCGAGGCCGCGGUGUCUGGUGAACCGGCUCCGGCUGUUGAAUGGAGAUACCAGAACAUGCCGCUGCGGCCGUCCAAGGCGGUGACGAUCGACUCGCCGGAGUACUCCACGAAGCUGGUGGUGCGGCCGGUGCGGCGCGACGACACGGGCGAGUACACCGUCAGCGCGGUCAACUCCAGCGGCAAGGACACGGUCACGAUCAACGUGCUGGUCACCGACAAGCCCACCAGCCCCGAGGGGCCGCUGCAGAUAUCGGACGUGCACAAAGAUGGCGCUACACUCAAGUGGAAGCGGCCGAAGGACGACGGCGGUGCGCCGAUCGAGUACUACCAGAUCGACAAACUCGACACCGAGACUGGCGUCUGGGUGCCCUGUGCUAGAUCUGAUGAGCCUAAAUGUGACGUGACCGGUCUUACCCCGGGCAAGGAGUACAAGUUCAGAGUGUCCGCCGUCAACUCGGAGGGAGAGUCUGAACCGCUCGUGUCCGAAACCAGCAUCGUUGCUAAGAAUCCGUUCGAUGAACCUGGUGCACCAGGCACGCCCUCCGUCACCGACUGGGACAAGGACCACGUGGACCUCAAGUGGUCGCCGCCCCGCGAAGACGGCGGAGCCCCCAUCGAGGGUUACAUCGUGGAGAAGAAGGACAAGUUCGGCAACUGGGAGAAGGCGUUGGAGGUGCCAGCCGAUAAGACCACCUGUACCGUGCCGGAUCUCAUUGAGGGACAGACUUACGAGUUCCGCGUACGCGCAGUGAACAAGGCGGGUCCGGGCGAGCCCAGCGACAGCACGCACCCGAUAGUGGCCAAACCGCGCAACAUGGCGCCCAAGAUUGACAGAACCAACCUUAUUGAUAUUAAGAUCAAGGUUGGACAGAAGUUCGCGUUCGAUGUUAAGGUGUCCGGAGAGCCAAUGCCCGAGACGAAAUGGUUCCUCGGCAAGAAGGAAGUCAAAUCGGGCGGUGACGUCAAAGUGCAGCACUCAGACUACAACACCAAGAUCACUUGCAAGUCGGCGAGACGGGCGGAUAGCGGCCGGUACACUGUAACCGCUGAGAACAGCAAUGGCAAAGACGUCGCUGAGGUGGAGGUCAUCGUGCUGGACGUGCCUAGCCCACCGGGAGGACCCCUUAAGGUAUCAGACGUGCACGCAAACGGCGCGAAGCUAUCCUGGAACCCACCUUCGGACGACGGUGGUCAACCAAUCGAAAAGUACGUGGUGGAACGUAUGGAUGAAGCCACCGGUAGAUGGGUGACCGCCGGGGAGACGGACGGACCGGUGACCAGCCUGGCGGUGGAUGGGUUGCAGCCCGGACACAAGUACAAGUUCAGGGUCCGCGCUGUUAAUAGGCAAGGCAAAUCCGAACCACUUACCACGCCCCACGCAACCGAAGCGAAGAAUCCAUUCGACGUGGCAGGCAAACCGGGUACGCCCCGUAUCCGGGACUUUGACCGGGACUUCGUGGAGCUCGAGUGGACGAGACCGGACAGCGAUGGAGGGGCGCCCAUCACUGGAUAUGUGAUUGAGAAAAAGGACAGAUUUGCCCCAGAUUGGGAGGAGUGUGCUCAGAUCGAGGGCGACGUUACAACUGGCAAAGUACCAGACCUGAUCGAAGGCAACACGUACGAAUUCCGCGUCCGCGCUGUGAACAAGGCCGGCAAGGGCGAGCCCAGCGACGGCACCGCGCCGCACCUCGCGCGCCCCAAGAACCUGCCGCCCAAGAUCGACAGGAACUUCAUGUUCGACAUCAAGAUCAAGGUCGGCCAGAACUUCGAGCUGGACGUGCCCGUCGCCGGCGAGCCCACGCCCACAAAGGAGUGGCUCCACGAGGACAACCUCGUCUUCAACAGCGACAGGGUUAAGGUCAUCAACGACGAUCACUCCACCAAGAUCAGAGUGGUUGAUGCGAAACGCGCCGACACUGGAACCUAUACACUCAAAGCGAAGAAUAUCAAUGGUACGGAUUCGGCGACCGUCAAGAUUCUCGUCAUGGACGUUCCCGCUCCGCCAGAAGGGCCGCUGCGUGCGGACGACGUUACGAAGUCUGGCUGCACAUUGAGAUGGAGGCCACCCAAGGACGACGGUGGCUGCGAAAUCACGCACUAUGUUGUUGAAAAGAUGGACCAAGAAAACUUGCGCUGGAUCCCAGCCGGUGAAGUGCAAGGAUGCCAUAUUCGCAUCGAUCAUCUUAUCGAAGGUCACGAUUACAAUUUCCGCGUCCGCGCCGUCAACAAACAAGGAGAAUCUCAGCCAUUGGUCGGCCAAGAGCCGAUCACCGCUAAAGAUCCCUACGGCACACCGGACAAACCUGGCACGCCUGUCGUCAAAGACUGGGACAAGGAUCACAUGGAUCUCGAAUGGGUUCCGCCCAAGAAAGACGGUGGUUCACCUAUUACUGGCUACGUCAUCGAAGCUAGAAAAAAAUACGGCCCGUGGGAAGUGGCCGCUACUGUACCUGGAAACAAAACAACGGCAACAGUACCUGGAUUGCAGGAAGGAGAGGAAUAUGAAUUCAGAGUCAUUGCUGUUAACAAGGCCGGUAACGGUGAGCCCAGUGACGCAUCCACACCUCAAGUCGCUAAAGCGAGAUUCUGUGCACCGACAUUCGACAAAAUGCUGCUGGCAGACAAGACUGUUAAAGCCGGACAGAGAAUUCAAUACGAGAUACCGAUAGAAGCAUCUCCUAAACCGACCGUCGAAUGGCAGAUCAACGGCAAACCCGUCCAGCCAUCUGACAGAAUUGAUAUUCAAAUUCUACACAACAGGGUUAUUCUAGACAUUCCAUUCUCCGUGCGUUCAGACGGAGGCGUUUACAAAUUGACACUUAAGAACGACUUAGGAGUUUGCUCAGCCUCUGCCCAAGUUAUUGUAUUAGACAAACCAUCCAGACCAGAGAAACCAUUGGUUGUAUCGGAUGUCACAAAAGAUUCAUGCUCGCUAUCCUGGAAGGUGCCACUUGACGACGGUGGUUCACCAAUCUUGCAUUACGUUAUUGAAAAGAUGGAUCUGUCCCGUGGAACUUGGUCAGAUGCUGGUAUGAGCACAUUCCUAUCACACCAAGUGACCAGGCUUAUUCACAAGAAAGAAUACUUGUUCAGAGUCAGUGCUGUGAAUGCUAUUGGACAAUCUGAACCUUUGGAAUUAGACCGUGCAAUUGUUGCGAAGAACGAAUUCGAUGAGCCGUCGGCUCCUGGCAAACCUCAAGCUACGGACUGGAGCAAGAACCACGUUGACUUGGAAUGGACUCCGCCUAAAUCUGACGGUGGCUCGCCUAUCACUGGUUAUAUUAUUCAAAAGAAAGAAAAGGGCAGCCCCUACUGGGUGAAUGCUGCUCACGUGCCGCCUAGCAAAAACAAGGCAACUGUACCAGAUUUGGUUGAAGGACAAGAUUACGAAUUCAGAGUGAUCGCUGUGAACCAAGCAGGACAGUCUGAGCCCAGCGAGCCUUCAGACAUUGUCACAGCUAAAGAUAGAUUCGUGGCACCAAAGAUUCUUACGCCACUUAAGGAGAUCACUAUCAAGGCUGGUCUUAUUUUCCAUUUGGACGUGGACUUCAUUGGUGAACCUAUUCCUGAGGUUAAAUGGACCUGCGACGGCAAACCAGUGGUUACAAACGAGAGGACUACAGUUACAUCUGUAGGCCAUCACACUAUCAUUCACACUGUGAACUGCAAGAGGUCAGAUGCUGGUAAAUAUCAUCUUUCGCUGAAGAACGAUUCAGGUGCAGAUGAAGGCAGCUUUGAGCUGAUUGUACUUGACGUACCCGGCGCACCUCAACCUCCAUUCGAAUACGAAGAAAUCACUGCACAAUCUGUUACGUUGUCAUGGAAACCACCUAAGGAUAACGGUGGCAGUGAACUUACUGCUUACGUUAUCGAAAAGAGAGAUUUGACCCACGGAGGCGGCUGGGUACCAGCAGUUACAUAUGUUAACCCACGCAAUACACACGCGACUGUACCACGCCUGGCAGAAGGCACUAAAUAUGAAUUCAGAGUAUUCGCUGAAAACUUGCAGGGUCGCUCAGAGCCGCUAGUCACUGACAAACCUGUAGUCGCGAAGAAUCAAUACACAGUACCCGGCAAGCCAGGUAAACCUGAGCUAGUUUCCGCUGACAAGGAUCACAUUAAAAUCAAAUGGUCAUCGCCCAUUUCAAACGGUGGAUCCAACAUCAUUGGCUAUGAUGUUGAAAGGAGAGACAAAGCUACGGGUCGCUGGAUCAAGGUAAACAGAGAGCCAGUCAGAAACAGUGAAUACAAAGAUGAAAGAGUACAAGAAGGCCAUCAAUAUGAAUAUAGAGUUUCAGCUGUUAACGCAGCUGGAGCUGGUCAACCUUCAGAUGAAUCUAACGUGUUCAUUGCUAAGCCAAUGAAGGAGAAGCCUAAAUUGAGCUUAGACCACUUGAUCGGACGCAAGAUUAAGGUCCGUGCGGGAGAACCGAUCAAUAUUAACAUUCCAAUCGCCGGUGCACCCACACCGACAAUCUCCUGGACGAAGGGAUCUGUUCCAUUGGUUCCUUCACAUAGACUCACGUCAGAAACCACAGCUGACAUCACUAAGCUUAGCAUUGAGAAAUCUACAAGAGACGAUGCUGGCAAAUACACGAUCACAGCAUCUAACGAACAUGGAAAAGAUUCUGCUGAUAUUGAAGUCAUUGUUGUAGAUAAACCUGGUCCACCAAAGGGCCCGUUGUCUUGCACACCUGUGACACACGACACAAUGAGCCUUACAUGGCAUCCACCCACAGACGAUGGUGGCAGCGAGAUCACUGGCUACAUUGUCGAAGUUGCUGAAUUUGGUGUCAACGACUGGCGCACAGUUGCUGGAUUCUGUCCAAAAUGCUCAUUUAACGUUAAGAAUUUAACAGAAGGCAAGAAAUACGUGUUUAGAGUACGAGCUGAGAACUUAUACGGUAUUUCUGAACCAUUAGAGAGCAAACCUAUCGUUGCUAAAUCACCAUACGAUCCACCAGAUGCGCCUGAUACACCUAGAAUCACAGGCUACAGUGCAAACAGCUGCUCUCUCGAAUGGGAGCCACCUACAAACACUGGAGGAAAACCAAUCACUGGUUAUUAUGUUGAAAAGAGAGAACGUGGAGGUGAAUGGAUUAAGGUUAACAACUACCCCACGCCUAACACGUGCUACACAGUUCAAGACUUACGUGAAGGCAACCGAUAUGAGUUCCGUGUUAUUGCUGUUAAUGAAGCAGGUCCAGGCAAACCCAGCAAACCGACAGAGUCUAUUGUUGCUGAAACACAAAGACUUAAACCUAGCGCUCCCGAAGCGCCCAAACCAGACAGAGUUACGAAGGAUUCAGUUACGCUCUCUUGGAGACCACCUAAAUCUGAUGGUGGAUCUAAGAUUAAGGGCUACAUUAUUCAACAGAAAGCCAAAGGCGAUAAGGAUUGGAAGGACGUCAAUACUGAGCCUAUUCCUAGCCUCGUGCACACUGUGCCUAAACUCAAAGAAGGUGAAGAAUAUCAGUUCAGGGUCAUUGCAGUUAAUGAUGUUGGUAAAUCAGAACCUAGCAAACCAACUUCGGACAUCACUAUCGCUGAACAACCGAACAAACCUUGCAUGGACCUUGGUGGUGUACGCGAUAUCACAGUUCGUGCUGGUGAAGACUUCUCUAUUCACGUGCCAUACACUGGCUAUCCACAGCCUACGGCAUCGUGGUUCGCGGAUGACAAUCUACUGGAUGUUGAAGGAGAUUCUAGAAUAUUCCAGAAGCUUACGCCUGAAUCGGCGUCACUCGUCGUCAAGGACGCUAGAAGAUCAGACGGUGGACAGUACCGCUUACAACUACGCAACCCGUCAGGAUACGACACGGCCACUAUCAACGUGCGUGUCCUCGACAGACCUGGAAAACCAGAGAAUCUGCGCGCGGAUGAAUUCGAAGGUGAAGCGCUCACCUUGUACUGGAAUCCACCAAAAGACAAUGGCGGUGGUGAAAUCACCAACUACGUCGUCGAGAAACGCGAAGCUAGAACUCCAACCUGGACAAAGGUUUCCGGGUACGUCACGACACCGUUCUUACGCGUGAAGAACUUGUCUGUGGGCAGAAGUUACGAAUUCCGCGUCAUGGCUGAAAACCAGUAUGGACAGUCUGAACCGGCACAAACGCUGGAACCGAUCAAGGCUAGGCAUCCAUUCGACCCUCCGGGCGCACCCGGGGCACCGAGAUCGGUGGAGACUACGGAAUCUUCAAUCACAGUUACUUGGACGAAGCCCCGCCACGACGGCGGAUCGCCUAUCACGGGCUACAUUCUCGAAAAGAGGUUGAUAACCGAGGACAAAUGGACGAAAGCGUCGCACGCGCACAUACCAGACACGACGUACAAAGUGACCGGUUUGAUCGAGAACCACGAAUACGAGUUCCGCGUGUCAGCUGUGAACGCGGCGGGGCAAGGGCCCUACUCCGCGAGCUCGGACGCCAUCAGGGCCUGCGCGCCGCCCAACGCACCGCGCAUCACCAGCGACCUCAGCCUCAGAGACAUCACCGUCAUCGCCGGGGAAGAGAUCAAGAUCACUGUGCCGUUUACUGGCAACCCCAGGCCAAAGGUAUCAUGGAUGGUAAACACCGAUGAAGUGUUCCCGGACCACCGCAUCCGUUUCAUCACAUCCGACAUUGACACUGUGUUCAUCAACACCAGCGCUAAGAGAUCGGACACGGGAUCUUACACUGUGAAGCUGGUGAACAGCGAGGGAUCUGAUAGUGGAACUUGCAGGGUCCUGGUAGUAGACAGGCCAUCGCCGCCAGUCGGCCCAAUGGAGGCCUCUGACAUCACGCCCGACACCUGCACUGUGUCAUGGAAACCACCGCUGGACGAUGGUGGUUCACCCAUCACCAACUACAUCGUUGAGAAGCUGGACAACACUGGUGUAUGGUCAAAGGCGUCCUCGUUCGUGCGCAGCUGCCACUACAACGUGAUGGGGCUGGAGCCGAACCGCAAGUACCUGUUCCGCGUGCGCGCCGAGAACCAGUACGGUGUGUCGGAGCCGCUCACCAUGGACGACCACGUUACCGCCAAGUUCCCGUUCACGAUACCGGACCCGCCGGGCGUGCCCCGCGUGACCGAUUGGGACGGAUCCACCGCGACCGUCGUGUGGGACCGUCCCCGCUCCGACGGCGGUGCCCGCAUCCAGGGCUACAAGGUGGAGUUCCGGGAUGUCGGGGACGCGGUGUGGGCCGCCGCCGACUAUCUCGUCAAGGACUGCAAUUAUCAGGCUUACAACCUGGAGCCGGGCCACGAGUACGAGUUCCGCGUGCGCGCCAAGAACGCGGCCGGCUUCAGCAAGUACUCGGCCGCGUCGCAAGUGUUCAAGGUCCGCGGUCGCGCCGCGCCGCCGUCGGCGCCGCGCGCGCCGCGCGUGCUGCGCGUGGGCAGGAACUACGUCGACGUGGCCUGGGACGCGCCGCAGAGCGAUGGCGGUGCUCGUAUAACGGGCUACAUCAUCGAGCGUCGCGAACUAUCCAGCUCCGUGUGGGUCAAGUGCAAUGACUAUAACGUCAUGGACACCAGCUUCACAGCACUCAACUUGAGCGAGAAGGCUGACUUCGAGUUCAGGAUCAUCGCUGUUAAUUCAGCUGGCAAAUCCGAACCAUCAUCUUGCACAACACCCGUCCGCACCGGCGAGGACGUCGGCGGAGCGAAGCCCGAGUGGCUCAAGAAGUUGCCGCCCAACACCUGCGCGCCGCUCGGCAGACCCUUCACCCUCGAGUGUGUGGCGUCCGGCAGCCCCGUGCCCACUGGCAGGUGGCUGAAGAGCGGCAGGGAGGUGGUGCUUGGCACAAGACUGAUAGCAGAGUCCCGCGAGGGCACUCUACGACUGAACUUCACGGAGGUGACGGAAGCCGACGAGGGUGACUACACGUGCGAGGCGCACAACUCCAUCGGACACAUAUAUUGCACUGUCCAUCUUAAGAUUGGAAGUCCACCACGCAUCACCCGGAUGCCAGGAGACCUCCACCUUCCGGAACACGAAAACACGAAGAUCAAGAUCCUGUACACCGGAGACCAGCCCGCCGACGUCACGCUGUCCAAGGACGGCAGGAAGGUGGACGAAUCCACGCACCUCAAGUACACGGUGUUCGAUGAUUAUAUCCUUAUAUUCAUUAAGGACAUCACUAAGGAUGAUAUGGGCACCUACAAGAUAACAAUCAAGAACAGCUCCGGCGAGGUGUCGGACACGUUCUCGAUCACGGUGACCGGGCUGCCGGGCCCGCCGCAGGGCCCGCUGGAGAGCGGCGACAUCACGCGCCACACCUGCACGCUCGCCUGGAAGCCGCCCGCCUACGACGGCGGUCUGCCGGUCACGCACUACGUGCUCGAGAGGAUAGACAUCUCCGGCACCACCUGGAUAACCAUAGCGUCCUCUGUGAGGGACACCAGGUUCACGGUGCACGGCCUGACGGAGGGACAGGAGUACAACUUUAGAGUGCACGCCGCCAACGAUAACGGCAUCGGACCUGGAUUGGAAGGUGUCAAUCCGGUUAAGGCAAAGGCACCAUUCGACCCACCAUCAGCGCCUGGUAUCCCCAAGAUCGUGGAAGUGGGUGGACACUUUGUUCACCUCGAAUGGGACAAACCCGAAAGCGAUGGAGGAGCUAGGAUACAAGGCUACUGGGUGGACAAGCGCGAGGUGGGCUCGCAGAGCUGGCAGCGCGUGAACGCGACACUGUGCGUCGCGACGCAGCUCAACUGCGCCAACCUGAUCGAGGGCCGCCAGUACGAGUUCCGCGUGUGCGCGCAGAACGAGGCCGGCGUGUCGCCGCCCAGCACCAACAGCCAGCAAGUGCGCGCCUGCGACCCCGCAGCGGCCACACCGCCAGAGAUCGUUAAGCCGCUGAGGAACGCGAACUGCAUCCAGUACCACAACGCCAAGUUCACGUGCACCAUCACCGGCGUGCCCAAACCCACCAUCACCUGGUAUAAGGGUGCGCGCGAAAUUACGAACGGCCCCCGCUACCGCAUCUGGAGCGAGGGUGACAACCACUUCCUCACCGUGCUGGAGGUGUACGGUGAAGACGCCGAUGAGUACCAGUGCAGAGCGGUGAACAAGGCUGGAGCCAAGAGCACCAGGGCUGAACUGCUGAUUAUGACCGCGCCGAAACUGAACGUGCCACCGCGAUUCCGCGACACAGCCUACUUCGACAAGGGCGAGAACGUGGUGAUCAAGAUACCGUUCACCGGACAUCCGGUGCCGAAGAUCACGUGGGUGCGAGAGGGAGAGACUAUUGAGUCUGGCCUGCACUACCACGUGGAGAGGAAAGAACGCCACGCGAUCUUAACGAUCCGCGACGCGAGCAAAGUGGACUCCGGUCCGUACCGCAUCACCGCCGAGAACGAGCUCGGCCAGGACUCCGCUACCAUCAACAUUGAGAUCAGCGACCGUCCGGACCCACCGCGGUUCCCAUCAGUGGACAACGUGGGCGUGGACUCGCUGGCGCUGAGCUGGCGCGCGCCCGUGUGGGACGGCGGCUCCGACAUCACCAACUACCUGGUGGAGAAGCGCGAGCACCCCAUGUCGAGCUGGAUCCGAGUGGGCAACACCAGAUUCACAACCAUGGCCAUCACCGGCCUAGCGUCUGGCAAGCAGUACGAGUUCCGCGUAUACGCUGAGAACAUCUACGGAAGAUCAGAUCCCAGUGAACCCACGUCCCUGGUCCAGACCAAGGCGAUUAUCAAGAAGGAGUUCAAGAAGAAGGAGUAUCCUGUGGACGAAACGGGCAAACGGAUCCGCACCAACGCGGACCACGGGCCGGUCAAAGACUACGACAGUUACGUGUUCGAUAUAUACAGCAAGUACGUGCCGCAGCCCGUCGAGAUCAACACGUGCUCCGUGUACGACAAGUACGAUAUACUCGAGGAAAUCGGCACAGGCGCGUUCGGCGUGGUGCACCGCUGCCGCGAGCGCGCCACCGGCAACAUAUUCGCGGCCAAGUUCAUCCCGGUCACCGGCGCCAUGGAGAAGGAGCUCAUCAAGAAGGAGAUCGACAUCAUGAACCAGCUGCACCACAGGAAGCUGAUCAACCUGCACGACGCGUUCGAGGACGACGACGAGAUGGUGCUGAUUUUCGAGUUCCUAUCCGGGGGCGAGUUGUUCGAGCGCAUAACGGAGCCCGGAUACAACAUGAGCGAGGCGGAAGCCGCUCACUACAUGCGGCAAGUGUGCGAGGGAGUCAAGCACAUGCACGAGCAGAACAUCAUCCACCUCGACCUCAAGCCGGAGAACGUCAUGUGCCAGACGAGGAUGGGCACUGAUGUGAAGAUCAUUGACUUCGGUCUAGCUACCAAGUUGGAUCCUAACGAGGUUGUCAAGAUAUCCACUGGUACAGCCGAAUUUGCUGCGCCAGAAAUAGUGGAACGAGAACCGGUCGGCUUCUACACUGACAUGUGGGCCGUCGGUGUUCUCGCUUAUGUAUUACUAUCCGGCCUGUCACCGUUCGCCGGUAACAAUGACAUCGAAACGCUCAAGAAUGUAAAGGCUUGCGACUGGGAGUUCGACGAGGAGGCGUUCCAGCACGUGUCUGAUGAUGCGAAGGACUUCAUCAGGCGGCUGCUGGUCAAGAAUAAGGAGAAGCGCAUGACGGCGCACGAGUGCCUGGCGCACCGCUGGCUGGCGGGCGCCGGCGCGGGCCGCGCGCCCGUGCCCGCCGCGCGCCUGCUCGCGCUGCGCGACCGCUGGCGCGCCAAGUACCAGAACUGGUCAUCAUUCGUGCUGCCGAUCGGCAGGAUAAGCGAAUACAGCUCGCUACGUAAACUCCUCAUCGAGAAAUGGAAGAUCUAUGAUGGACAAUUUGACCGCCGGCAAGCGGCCCCACGGUUCGUGAUCAAACCGCAAUCGGCGUUCUGCUACGAGGGCCAGUCGGUGAAGCUGUACUGCCGCAUCAUCGCGUGCGCAGCGCCCACCGUCACCUGGUCGCAUAAUAACCGUGAAUUGAGACAGUCUGUUAAGUAUAUGAAGAGAUACGCCGGUGAUGAUUACUACUUCAUCAUCAACCGCGCCAAGCUGGAGGACCGCGGCGAGUACAUCAUCCGCGCCGAGAACCACUACGGUUUCAGGGAGGAAGUGGUCUUCCUGAAUGUGCAACCGGUGCCCAAGGUGCAGCGGCAGCACGUGGCGGAGGCGCCGCGGCGGCGCGAGCCGACCCCGUACACGUUCUGGCAGGAGAGCAGCGAGACGGCGCCCUCGUUCACGUUCCAGCUGCGCCCGCGCGUCAUGCAGGCGCGCGACACCUGCAAGCUGCUCUGCUGCCUCAGCGGCAAGCCGCCGCCCACCGUCAAGUGGUACAAGGACAAGCGCGAGCUGUCGAAGUACGACUACGCGAUGACGAACUCGGACGGCGUGGUGACGAUGGAGAUCAUCGACUGCCGGCCCGAGGACAGCGGCAAGUACACGUGCGUCGCGACCAACGUGCACGGCACCGACGAGACCUCGUGCGUCGUUAUCGUUGAAGGCGAGAUCGUAAGCGCUGAGCAAGCAGCGCUUGCGCACAAUUUGCUACACUCCGGCGAAAGGCGAUACAUUGAGAAGCCACUCAAACCUGCGCCUACGCCGAUCAUUACUAAGACUAAGGUCACAAUCGACCCGCCAAGCAAAUCGAGCACAGUGCAGAGGCCGAAGUAUUCGCCGCAGAGCUCGGUGGAGGGGGGCAAGAAGAAGUAUGGCGCUAAACUAGACUCUGACUCCACUUCGUCUAGGUCUAGGAGCGCUACCAAGGAGCUUAUAUUGCCCGCAGCGGACUCGUCGAUGUGCGCGCCGUCGUUCGCGCGCGCGCUGCCCGACGCGUGCGCGGCGCGGGACGGCGCGCCGCUGCUGCUGUCCGCCGCCGUGCGCGGGGACCCCGACCCCAGGGUCGAGUGGUUCAAGGACGGCCAGCCCUUGCACUCUUCUGAGGUCGUGGACCUCAAAUACAAGAACGGCGUGGCGUCUCUGGCCAUCAACGAGGUGUUCCCGGAGGACGAGGGAGUGUACUCCCUGAAGGCGAUCAACAGCCAGGGAGAAGUGGAGACCAAGUGCAAAGUCUCCGUUAAAGCCUCCGACAGCGGUGCGAGCGCCAAGCUAGGCGACAAACCGCCAAGGAUCGUAGACCACGCCGUCUCACAAAUUGUAAACGAUGGUGACGCCGUCACAUUGUCCUGCAGGAUAACGGGCGCGGAGAGGUUCGACGUGGUGUGGCUGCACAACAACAAGGAGAUCAAACCGUCGAAGGACUUCCAAUACUCGAGCGAGGCCAACAUCCACAAGUUGCAUAUCGCUGAAAUAUUCCCCGAGGACGCCGGCGUAUACACGUGCGAGGCGUUCAACGACGCGGGCGAGUCGUUCUCGGCUUGCACUCUGGUCGUGUCCGUGAGCGGCGAGACACCGGUGGUACCGCAGUACACACUGUUCCCAGCAUCCGCUACGGUCGUCGCUGGUGAACCUGCUGUGUUCGUCGCGGAGUUGGAUAAGCCACCACUCCAACUCCAGUGGCUGAAGGACGGCAAGCCGAUCGACGAGUCGUCCACACGCUACAGGUUCACCAUGGAGGGCUCCUCCAAGUACCGGCUUGAGAUUGCAAGCGCGUGCGCAGACGACUGCGGCCAGUACGCCGCCAGAGCCGCCGGCUCCAAGGGAGACGCCUUCGCAGCCUUCUGCCUCAACGUCGUCGACAACUGACCACUUACAUACACUACAUAUAGCUAAGGACCCAGCGAAGCACCCUGAGACGACCCCCAAAGAUAAAUUUUACAAGCGCAUAUUCGAAUGAUUGUAACGACUAUACAACACGGAGUCUCGGGAUUCGUUUAAUUAUAAUUUACAAAAAAAUAAAAUAUAUUUAUUAUUUAUUAAUUUA
Zerene cesonia (dogface butterfly) is the source of this 28748-nucleotide messenger RNA. RefSeq names its product twitchin (gene bent). The record is from RefSeq and is a predicted model, not a curated record. Lineage: Eukaryota; Metazoa; Arthropoda; Insecta; Lepidoptera; Pieridae. Gene Ontology annotation, biological process: protein phosphorylation. The transcript has 147 exons. Gene Ontology annotation, molecular function: ATP binding; protein kinase activity; protein binding. Bases 215 to 28570 code for a protein of 9451 amino acids.